Messenger RNA from Suillus paluster, 1071 nucleotides. RefSeq names its product ribonuclease H-like domain-containing protein. Lineage: Eukaryota; Fungi; Basidiomycota; Agaricomycetes; Boletales; Suillaceae. The coding region runs from base 1 to 1071 and encodes 356 amino acids. The record is from RefSeq and is a predicted model, not a curated record. Gene Ontology annotation, biological process: exonucleolytic trimming to generate mature 3'-end of 5.8S rRNA from tricistronic rRNA transcript (SSU-rRNA, 5.8S rRNA, LSU-rRNA). Gene Ontology annotation, molecular function: 3'-5'-RNA exonuclease activity; nucleic acid binding. The transcript is spliced from 6 exons.
AUGCAGCUCGCAAGCCCUAACCUCGACGUUCUGUCGUCCUUUAUGACCUUCCUCCCAUCCCUAAUUCAACUUCUGACCACCUACUGGAAACUUAUUCUCGCUUCGUUUGUUAUCUGGUCUGUAAUAGUCUUUUUACGCCGCGGAAAACAGUCAAAAGAGUAUUCUUCACUACUUGCACCACCUGUCGGGAGUUCUCCCUCCCACCAAGCGUCUCUAAACGGUUCAGACGGAAUCCCUCCGAUGUAUCAUCGUUCGUAUUCUCAAAUAUCUGACCGACCGACUUCAACAAAGUUAUCUUCGCAAGAUCAAGAAGAUCUCAACGUGACAAUCAGUCAGAAACAAGAUGCUCGUGUGAAGCAACCUUACGAGGCCUUCCUUGUUUUAGACGUUGAGGCUACCUGCCAAGAGGGGGCCGGUUUUGAGUGGCCUAAUGAAAUCAUAGAGUGGCCCGUCUGUCUCAUGCGGUGGAAGGAUAAAUCGAACCUAGGAAAAGCUUGUCAGCUGGAAAUUGUAGAUGAGUUUCGCAGCUUUGUCAAGCCCACAUGGAGACCUCAACUGUCGCAGUUCUGCACGGAGUUAACGGGAAUCACCCAAGCUCAAGUCAACUCGGCCCCAAACUUCCAGAAGGUUCUGAAGAUGUUUGCCCGUUUUCUGGCUCGUCAUGGCUUGAUCGAUCCCAAGAGCGGGAGACCUAUACAACGCUUCUGCUGGUGCAGCGACGGACCAUUUGAUGUAAGGGAUUUCGUCGUGAAGCAGUGUUUUAUAUCAAAAGCGCCUAUGCCACCGUGGCUCAAAGGGGAUGUUCUCGAUGUCAGAAGGGUUGUCUCUGUUUGGGCAGUUGCCUCCGGCAAUCCAGAAACCAUGGCUAAGCAACUGGAAGCCCUCGGGUUACCGGCAUUUCAAGGCCGCCUGCACAGCGGUAUCGACGACACACGCAACAUAGCACGCGUGAUGACUGAGCUCGCUCGUCGUGGAGUUCGUUUGGAACCUAACACAUCCAUCAAUACAAACCGUCGUUGGAAUUGGAUGGGAAAACCUGGGGAGGUUCUUGAGCACACCCUAAUGUUCUAA